This is a messenger RNA of Rhodotorula toruloides NP11, 621 nucleotides long. RefSeq lists its product as uncharacterized. The record is from RefSeq and is a predicted model, not a curated record. NCBI's taxonomy places the organism in Eukaryota, Fungi, Basidiomycota, Microbotryomycetes, Sporidiobolales, Sporidiobolaceae. Bases 1 to 621 code for a protein of 206 amino acids. The transcript is spliced from 2 exons.
AUGGCGAAUUCUUCCUCUUUCCAGCAGCGCCUUGCGGCAAUGAGCUACGACCAAGUGCUCGAAGCGCUGUACGAAGAACCACGCGCUCUAGUACUCGCCUUGCCCGAGUCCUUCCGGGAUCAGCUUGCGCGAACCGUCCUUGAAACGGGUUGGAGGGCAAAGGAGGUGGGCAGGGCUGAAGGUCGCUUGGAAGGGAGGAGGGAUUCCAUCGAUGCAAAACUCAAGCUGUUCGGCUGUUCUGCACGGUCGCCGGUGAACGAGGUCCUUGAGUGUAUCGACACAUUGACCAGCUUCAAGUACGAAGGCUCGUCACCUGAAUUGGAGCGCAAAGCGCUCGUCGAAGCAGGCAGCUUCGAAGCUUUGGCAUACCAAACCGCUGGCUUCUCCGUAUCCAAUCUGCGCUCGAACCCCAAGCAAGGCGUACUGCUAUCCGCUUACUACCACCAGUCCAGCAAAAUCUGCAUCUCACGCAUCAUCGAGACCUUUGGUGCCAAGGAAGGCAGCCGCGACGAGUUCGACCUGCCGUUUAUCGAGAUGUGCAGGGAUCUUUCAUCUGCAGACUUUCUUCAAGUUUCUGAUGCCCUGCACAAGCUGCGCCAGAAUGCAAAAGACAUCUUGUGA